AUGCCCCAAUGCGCUCGGUGUAAGAGCCAGGACCUGGAAUGUGUGUAUCCUGUACGGGCAAAGAGGAGGUCUGCACGGCCAUUGAUCGACCCAGCCCUGUCAUCAGACAGCCCAAAUGCUGCUCUGACUACCAUUCUUGAUCGCUUGCAACGACUUGAGGCGCAAACCGUUGCUAGUGCCUCGCGAGUCAAUGGCAAUAUACCAACACCCUCUGUUGGUGGCUCUGAAGCCUCUUCAUCGCCAGUUGCUUUCAGCACCACCAACGGCCAUGCGUCCAGUAUAUUGACAAUUCACAAUGCCGGCCGUGAGAUGGACGCCAUGACUGUCUUGAAGGAUGCCGUCGAUCAUGUCCAGGAGUUAAGAAAACGUUCUUUUGGUUCCAGUGUCAUAACAAGUUCAAUAAACAUCCCAACAGACCUGGCCAAGACCUGGGUCGCAAACUUCUUCAAGUAUAUGCCUGCUUGCAUGUUUGUUAGCUUUGUCGACAGACGUGUUCUCGAACUGCUGCCCGACAUCAUCAAACUACCGCACAUACAUGUCGACCCAGUUAUGCUCGUGAUAUACUACAGCAUAAUGUAUCAUGGAUGCAGUCUGAAAGCAAGCAACACAACUUCGCACGAAAGCCUUACUUAUAUGAACGCGAGCUACCUCGGAUGUCUCCGCGCAGUACCGAGCUGGGAACUAGAGGCAUCAGGUACUAUGACAGAUCUAAUAGCCGCGCUUUACGUAAGUCGUGUAGCUGCUGAAUUCUUCGACUACGAUCUUGCAUGGAGGUCGUUCAAGUAUGCAUGCGAAUACUGUCAGGUUCUCAAUCUCCACAAGCUAGACUCGGACGAGUCAAAUUCUUUCCUCAGCGAAGCCACAUGCGACAACGAGCGGAGAGGAUUCUGGGAGGUUAUUCAGAUUGACCUCUUUUACCGACUCAUUCUCAACACGCCUCCGGCCAUUACGAACAACCCAUGGAAGGUCAAUCUACCAUGGCUGGAUCUCGAUUCGGGUGCUGUUCCGCAAGGCAUGCAGACGAUUGCAUUUCUUGCAAGCUCGCGGGUCAGUCUCAUCGUCGCUCGCUUUUUCGCCAUGCUGGAUGACCCAACCAAUGCUACAAAGACUGAAAUAAUUGCGAAAACUGAGGAGCUUUGUCGUGAGAUGCAAGAGAUUUUUGCUGAGUGGCAACUGACUGAAUGGUUAGAAGCUGCUCAAGAUAACGAACAGGACAUUUGGGUAGUAGCCGAUGUCAUAUUGACAGGCUACACCUCCAUAAUCUACAUGUUUCGCAAGAUGGCUCUUCUCAACUCCAACUCUCCCAGGCCACCGACAACCGACUUGGACAUCCCCGACUCUCCCAUUGUUGAUGACGCUGCUCGACGUCUCAUCGCCGCUCUCAACCGGUUGCUAGUCAUCUACCCCUAUGGAGUGACAAUGACAGCGUUGUUUGGCGCAUACCGAUGCUUCGUCGCUUUCGCUUAUCUGGCUAAUACUAUACUGCGGGCAGAAGAUCCUCGAAUGUACAUGGCAGAUAUUAAAGCACUUGAGCAAUUGAGCGAUACAUCGACUGAGCUUUGUAGAGGUAACAGGGAUGUCGUGCCGUUGGUCAAGGCAAUGCAGAAUAUUACCGAGGAGAUACGCAAGAAGUUGUAG
Fusarium venenatum is the source of this 1638-nucleotide messenger RNA. NCBI's taxonomy places the organism in Eukaryota, Fungi, Ascomycota, Sordariomycetes, Hypocreales, Nectriaceae. The record is from RefSeq and is a predicted model, not a curated record.